AUGAGGGGCCUGCCGGGGCCGCGCUCCGUCCGAGUGGCCCUCGCCGUGGCCGCCGCCGCGCUCCUCAUCCAGGUGCUGCGCAGCUGGGCCGCCGCCUCCAGCUCUGCCCGGCGCUUCGAGUUCGACCCGGAGGAGAUCGCCCGCCUCGGGAAGCACCACGCCGGUUUGGACCACGAGCAAGCGUUUUCAAAGAUCAUUGUGGAACUGCGCAAGAAGCACCCUGGUCAUAUCCUGCCAGAUGAGGACUUGCAGUGGGUCUUUGUCAAUGCUGGGGGCUGGAUGGGCUCCAUGUGCCUGCUCCAUGCUUCCUUCUCGGAGUACGUCCUGCUCUUUGGCACAGCAGUUGACUCUGGGGGACAUUCAGGACGCUACUGGGCUGAUAUUCACGACACAGUCAUCUCAGGGACCUUUCGGCAGUGGAAAGAGGGAACAACCAAAAGCGAGAUCUACUACCCAGGUGACACCAUUGUCCAUCACUCUGGAGAAGCCACCUCGGUUCAAUGGAGCGCUGGCACAUGGAUGGUGGAGUACGGCCGCGGUUUCAUCCCCUCCACACUCCCCUUUGCCCUGGCUGACACGGUUUUCAGCACUCAGGACUUCCUCACGCUUUUCUACACUGUACGGGUUUACAUCAAGGCGCUGCUCUUGGAGGCCUACACCUACUUCAGCGACGGCGGCCAGUGAACCCUUGCUCCUCCACUUCCUUCCAGCUGUUCCUCUGGGAAGGGAAGGAGCGCCUCUCAUCCCCACUCUCCUUGGCUGAGCCUUGUGGAAGAGGGCUUGGAGCAGCUCAUGGCCUUGCCUCUGUCCACAUCCACAUGAGGCUGGAGGCAUGGUAGAGAUAUUCCAGCAAAUGAAAAAGAGGGUUAAAGGAGUGUGACAUAUAACCCUUGAUCUAUAUAUUUCUUAAUACCAGAAUGUCUUUCUCUCAUGUAUUUCUGUAAAUCAGGCAUGGGCAAGCUUUGGCCCUCCUUCCAGGUGUUUUGGACUUCAACUCCCACAAUUCCUAACGCUGUUAGGAAUUGUGGGAGUUGAAGUCCAAAACACCUGAAAGGAGGGCCAAAGUAAAUAGAUGUCUGCUGUAAAUAGAUGCCUGCUCUCUUUGCCAUGCUCUGCGAAGUGAUUAUUGGGUACUUUGUGGAAUUAGCAUGACCGAGCAUUCAGGGUAUCUUGUGCUAUACAUAGGAGAAAGAGCAAAAGAACCAUUCUCUUAACAUGUUUACGUGGUCUUGAUAUGACGGAGCCUCCAAAGAUGCAACCCACCAGGUUCUGAUGAUGCUUAGCUUUGGCAUUUUCAGGUGGGCAGGUGCUUGAUCUUCCCCCACCAUACUGAAAUGCAUUGAGGUUGAGCGACAGCAGCAGAGCAUGGAAAAUCUAGUCCUUAAAUUAUAUAUUUGCACUACUGUGUCACACAGACAAAUAGAGACUUCCUGCUAAAUUCACUAUAAUUUCUGCCCCUCAUUGGAUCCCAGCUUCAGUUUUUUACGGUUAUCUUAAUAUUUCUUGGAUUAUCAAAUUCUACAGCACCCUGUGAAGGGGGAAACAUUUGUUUCAAUUAUUUGUUUUCUGUUGACUUCUGUUGGGUUUAUGUUCUGCAGGAGUGGCUUAGAUUGUGUUUUUCUGAAAAAUCAUCCUGUUCUGCUUGUGGAUAGUCAACAAGCCAGUCCUACUACAUUUCUUGAGAAGCAGGUUUGAUCCCUUUGACAUGUUUCCCUGGCCCCUCACUGGAUGGAUCUAUGCGGCUGAACCUAAUCCGGUGUGGCGCAUUAGUUCUCAGUUUGCAUUGCUAACUUGGUUUACCUUGUACAUUCUAGUAGUAAGUUAGAAAUGCAAACCUAAGGCAUCAUUGAUUAGAAUGGACUUUCCUUCUGUCCCCUCACCCAAUGGGUCUCACCUUUUCAGAAGACCUCAUCCGUAUUGAGAGCCACCAUCCAUUGCCUUAACUUAGAGCCUUACUCUGGUGGCCUCUUUAGCUAUGCACGCAUGCACUUAUACCAUAUAUGUGUAUAUGUAUAUAUACCUCCUUGUGUUGAUGUAUCUGUCAGUAUUCAGGUGGCAAUUGUUCCCAAGGAUGCCUUUUCAGUGAGCCCUUUGAUUAGAGUAACACAUGCACAGUUGGUCUAGAAUGUGUUCCUUUUUGUUCUACAGUUCUUGAUACAGUGGAGCUCAGAUUCCAAAUUAUCUAACUUUUAGUUUGAAAUUAAGGUGACAGGACCAAGUCCAGGGAUGAUUUGGAGGGAGUUGCAGAUCUUCUUAAAGGGCUGAGAAGGUUUUAUAGGUAUACGGUAGCAUUAUUCUCCCUGCCUCUUUGACGCUACUGUUUUCUCAACAGAAUCAAAUCUUCCCUUCUUUUUUUGCCCCAUCAUGCCAGGGUUCCCCGGGAAGAAAACUUGUAGCUGAACAAGACAGCAAGAGUUUUGCCAUUCCCCCAACUUUAAAGAAAAAGAUCUUUCCUUCCACUGUUGUCAGGUGGACUGCAGUGUCUUGGUUCAGCUUCAAGGUACCAGCACCAGCCUUAGCAAUAUUGUAAUUCCUAUUCAGCAGGGAGCAGAAUAGAUGUGGGAUAUUUGUAACAACGAUCCCCUGCUACUGUAGUCCUCAUUUCCCUCCAGCAAAAUCAAGCAGACUAUGUGGCCCAAGGUGGUGAUUUCUCUUUAGUGGAUGUGUAGGGUGGCAGGUUGACUAAUGUAAAUGAAAACUUCUUAAGUUGUCUCCCAAGCAGGAGUUGUGUAAAUGUGCCCUUAAGGAUCUUCCUUUGUAUCCUACAAUAAUGUAAUUUCUCUGUAACAGGUAAGGGUGGGAAAUCAGGUAGUCCUCCAGAUGUUAUAAGGCUGCAACUCCCAGUAUUCCUCACAAUUGCCUAUCUUUACCAGGGCUGCUGAGAGUUGCGAUCUAGACACAUCUGAAGGAUUAGUGCAAGGAAAUUCAUGCAGCUCAUGAGCAUAUAUUCUGGCACCGAAAUGGACCCCUUUCUUCUUCCCCACCUUCCUCAUUUGGGUCAAUGUGUGUUGAUGGAUUGCAGAGAGUCAACUUGCUUGCAGUCUCCCUCUGCCCUGGCCUCUGCUAAGCCCCUCUUUGUGGAACAAUCCCAAGGGCAUGCAUUAGCAGCAUGCAAGAGGUGGCCAAUCAUUUACAGUCCCUUCUGUAGCCUUGUAGCUAUCAGGCAGUCGUGUAGCAUGUGUCCGGUUCCUGUCUUGAUUGCUGCAAAUGUGUCUUGAGCGCAUAUCAGAUCUUGGUUGUUUGUUUGCCGACCAUUGUUUGAGAGUCAGUCUGUGUGUAUGAUUGUCAGGGGGGGAAAUACAACGGACCAUGAUUAAACUUGUCUUUGUGUGUC
Anolis carolinensis (green anole) is the source of this 3334-nucleotide messenger RNA. RefSeq names its product sigma non-opioid intracellular receptor 1 (gene sigmar1). The transcript is spliced from 4 exons. Gene Ontology annotation, cellular component: endoplasmic reticulum. Bases 1 to 684 code for a protein of 227 amino acids. The record is from RefSeq and is a predicted model, not a curated record. Lineage: Eukaryota; Metazoa; Chordata; Lepidosauria; Squamata; Anolidae.